AUGUCCUUUCACUCGUUUUUGGAAGAAACAAACUCUUUAACGAUGAAUGAAGGGGAUCGAUUGGAUACUACCAUCUAUGCCUGUCCGGCUUAUGAGCUCAGUAAAGCGGUGUCGGUGUCUUUGGGUUUGGAUUCGGUGUCUUCUCCGCCCAAUAAUAUGAACCAGAGCUCCAGCAGCGCCUUCGCAGAAUGCGACUCCGGUACUGUGGCGGAUAGUUCUCGGGGAGUGCCAGAGUUGAGAAGGGCUGGGAAUAUGAACUCCGACGGCAGCAUGUUUGUCCUGGGUGACAGCAGCCUUAGAGAGGACGACUUUGGAGAAGUGUGCCAGGGCAUACAGCAGGUGAGCUGUAUGGAUCUGUUCGGAUCGGGCGAAAUGGACAGUGCGCAAACUGUGACGCGUGGCUCGGUGAUAUCCAGAUACGUCUGCAGGGAGUCAAAUGUGUUUAUGAACCCCACGCCGGAGCUGCCCGCGCCCCCUCAGGUGCCCGGGGUCGUACCCUUAAAACCACCUUCGUCUUACUAUGCCAGUUCAGACCUAUAUAGGGAUCUCCCACCGGAAAUGUGGUGCGCAAAUGAGCGCGCAUACAGCGACCGAUCCCAGCCUCAGCCACAGCCACAGAGGGGAGAAUCAGGGGAACAUAAUUUCUUGUGCAAAUACUGUAAUUGUGGGCAAGCUCCUCGCGGAAACAGGCAGGAAUGCCGCUGUAUCUGGUACGGUAGAGGUGAGCAGGGUGGCAAAGGUGGCAUGCGAGCGACGGCACAAGGAUAUGGCCAAAUGGAAAGUUACCCAAGUGCCAUUCCUCAGGGGCAGAACACUUUCUCCACUAUCAAGAGUGAGCCUUCGGUGUGGAUGAAUUGCACAGAUCGCAGUUUAAGGCACGAGGAUUUUUUUCCAGGUGUGUAUCUGUCAGAAAGGAGAGUGUGUCAAGUGUGCGGAGAUGACGCCUCGGGUUGUCACUAUGGAGCAGUCACCUGCGGCAGCUGCAAAGUAUUCUUCAAGAGGGCCGCUGCAGGUAAGCAGAACCACUUGUGUGCCAGCCGAAACGACUGCACCAUCGACAAACUGAGGCGGAAAAACUGCGCGUCGUGUCGCUUAAAGAGAUGCUUCAUGUCAGGAAUGAGCCUUAAAGGUCGCAGGCUGAAGGGAGCCGGACAGGUGAGAAAUGGAGAAGAGGAGCAACAGCCAGCUAGCUGGGGACAAGGAGAAAAAGAAGAGAGGGCAGCGAAGAAAGACGUAGUCUUGGAGUCCGGAAAUGCAGGUGUCAGGGCUCAAGGUGCAGCUUCCCAGGCCCUGGGUGCGGCCAUCCCCCCACCCCUGCACUCGUGCCUGUCCCUGCUCAGCAUCCUACAGGCUAUUGAGCCAGCUGUGGUCAAUGCCGGGCAUGAUCCUGCCCAGCCAGACAGCCCUAUGUCCUUGCUCACCAGCCUGAACAAGCUGGGGGAACGGCAGCUGGUAACCGUGGUCCGCUGGGCCAAGGCAAUACCAGGGUUUCGGGACCUGCACGUGGAUGACCAGAUGUCAGUGAUUCAGCUGUCAUGGAUGGGAGUGAUGGUGUUCGCCUUAGGCUGGAGAUCCUACACACUGACUAACAGCUCUAUGCUCUACUUUGCUCCAGACCUGAUUUUCAAUGACCAGCGGAUGCAAGCGUCCAGCAUGUAUGAACACUGUGUGAGGAUGAAGCUACUAUCCCAAAGGCUGUGCAUGCUCAAGGUUACCCAGGAGGAGUUCCUCUGCAUGAAGGCCCUGGUCCUCCUCAGCAUCAUGCCAGAGCAGGGCCCGAAGAGCCAGCAUUGUUUUGACAAACUGCGGACCUCCUACAUCAAGGAGCUAGACCGUUUGGCCAGCCACCGCGGAGAGACCACCCGCACGCAGAGACUGUUUCAGCUCACGCAGCUGCUGGACCACCUCCAGUCGGUUGUGAGGAAAUUACACCAGUUCACCUACGAUCUGUUCAUCCAAGCUCAGUCCAUGCAUAUGCAUGUCAGCUUCCCAGAGAUGAUCUCGGAGAUUGUGAGCAUCCACGUGCCCAAAAUCCUCUCUGGGAUGGUCAAGCCCAUCCUUUUCCACAACGCGGCCUAGUGAGUGAGAGUCUCCAAGACUGUCUUUUCAUCAGCCACACCGACCGGAAAGAGUUCUCAAUGAUUUUUACGCUUCUGUCCUGAGAGUAGGGCGCAGUCCAGGUGUAAGCAGAUGUUAACAGAAGGGCAGACAGCACAUUCUUCCAGUCUAAUGUAGUCUGAUUUCAUCUUCUCACUUCUUCUUCUUAUUGCCUGUUUGAAUGUAUCCUGCACAUACACAAAUGCUUUUUGGAGGCUGAUUAAAAUACUUGCAUGCAUUUCUGUCCACAUACUAAUGGUGAACCUCGUGGCAUGUGAACUUCUUCAGCUCUUCAUGUGGAUAAUCACAAACUCUUCUGGGGCGUGUGGUGCGGGGGGACAAGUUUGAAGGCAGCACAUCAAGGUAGCUUGUCUGUGUGCAUUAGCAUGACAUUUUGAACUAGCUUUUUUUCACAAUGAAUGUUUCUGUGUGCACCUGAGAUGAAAAAAGAAAAAAAAAUAAUAAAUCAGUGACUGACAGUUAAUAAGCGGUUGUGACGUGCAUGCUUGGAAGCAAAGCUAUCUUGCCCGGAGGCAUAUAAAAACAUUUUUUUGACAGCUGUCAUCAUCUAUUAGAAAAAAUAUCGGACUAUUAGAUUUCUGUUUUGUCAAAAUGAAAACACUUUCAAGGUGCCCGCGACUGCAGCGUCACCAAUUUCAAAUGUAUAUUUAUCCAUUUUUGAUGCCAAAAAGGUCACAGUGAAGGACGUAAUUGGACAAAAUGACUCCAUUAGUCGAGAAACACCACGGGUGACUUUAUUUUUUUUUUUUUUUAUCAGGAAAAAAAAAAGGUUUUUCAGUGCCAAACAUUAUUAAAGUUUUUCCACAGUGGACGUUUCAUACUGUUGUAACUUUUCUACAGUUUCCUAAAGUGUUCUUUGCAAAUGCUUUGUUGUGUAUUACCAUGUAAUCCUCGUAGUUUAUGACAGUUUUUGCUAAAGGUCCAGCCAAGAACCCGCUCUAUUGUUGCAACAUUUACAGCUUGACAUGUAAUAAAACAAAAUAAAGCCAAA
This is a messenger RNA of Oreochromis aureus, 3109 nucleotides long. RefSeq names its product androgen receptor-like. Lineage: Eukaryota; Metazoa; Chordata; Actinopteri; Cichliformes; Cichlidae. The record is from RefSeq and is a predicted model, not a curated record. Gene Ontology annotation, molecular function: zinc ion binding; DNA-binding transcription factor activity; sequence-specific DNA binding. Gene Ontology annotation, biological process: regulation of DNA-templated transcription; male gonad development. The transcript has 9 exons. Bases 1 to 2079 code for a protein of 692 amino acids.